Messenger RNA from Octopus sinensis (East Asian common octopus), 854 nucleotides. RefSeq names its product histone H1-delta. The record is from RefSeq and is a predicted model, not a curated record. Gene Ontology annotation, cellular component: nucleosome; nucleus. Gene Ontology annotation, molecular function: structural constituent of chromatin; nucleosomal DNA binding; double-stranded DNA binding. The coding region runs from base 85 to 627 and encodes 180 amino acids. The transcript has a single exon. Gene Ontology annotation, biological process: negative regulation of DNA recombination; nucleosome assembly; chromosome condensation. NCBI's taxonomy places the organism in Eukaryota, Metazoa, Mollusca, Cephalopoda, Octopoda, Octopodidae.
UGUGACGUAUUAUUAUUCAACUCGUCCUAUCAAUUAUCACGCAGAUUUUUGUGUUCACCGUCGACUUUACCGACCAAAACCAAUAUGACUGAAACUGCAGCACCCGCUCCUGCUACCCCUAAGGUGAAGAAAGCUGCCAAAGCUAAGAAACCUUCAACUCACCCGGGUUACAGCGAAAUGGUUAAACAAGCUAUUACAAGUUUGGGCGAUAAGAACGGUUCCUCUCGUCAGGCCAUUGUCAAAUACGUUCUGAAGAAUUUCAAACUGUCGGCUAAUGAGAAAGCUGCGACUAUCCAGACUAAGAUGGCUUUGAAGAGAGGUGUUGCUAGUGGAUUUUUGAAACAAUCGAAAGGAACUGGAGCUUCAGGGUCAUUUAAAAUCGGUGCUAAGAAAGAGGGGAAAAAAGUGAAAGCCAAGAAAUCCACAAAACCCAAAGUCAAACCAAAAGCUGCCAAGAAGCCAGCAAAGAAGCCUGCCGGCAAAAGCAAGAAAGUGAAGAAACCUCGGACUGCCAAACCUCAAAAGAGCAAGUCUCCGAAGAAAGCUGCUGCCAAGAAAGUUACUAAACCAAAGAAGGUUACCAAACCCAAAAAGACUAAAAGUUCUAAAAAGGCCGCUAAGAAGUAAAAACUUUAUCAACAAAAUCAUGCUCAUUACAUCCACCCCCAUUUCAAUAUUUAUUAAGAGACAAUGUAAAUAUUAAUGUACAGACAUUUUAAGGAGGGUUUUCCUCCUGCAUUCUAUGGUAAUUUCAUCCCGCAAUUAAGUCCUUGAUUUGUAUUAUUCACAUCGGGGUCUUCGACCACGACAUCAUUCUGUAAAUAUAAUCAUAUAAAAUGUUUUCUUUUUUAUCU